Aegilops tauschii subsp. strangulata is the source of this 468-nucleotide messenger RNA. NCBI's taxonomy places the organism in Eukaryota, Viridiplantae, Streptophyta, Magnoliopsida, Poales, Poaceae. The record is from RefSeq and is a predicted model, not a curated record.
AUGGCCCGCCGGAAUCCGACCCUGGAGGAGGCGGAGGAGCUCUCCCACUUCUCCAUCCCCGCCGCGCCCGAUGUCCGCCUGCCAUCGAGGUGGCAUCUCAGCGUCGACGGCAUGCCUGUCGCGCCGGUGCCCGACGUCGGCACGCCGAACUUCGCCCGCGCCGUCGGUCUGUACCGGGCGCAGCUCUCGCCGGAGGAGCAGGCGGACCCGCAGUAUGCCCCGGACCACCCCGGCUCGCCGACAACCACGACCGCCGCCUCCACACCUACGCCGGCCCCCGCCCGCCCGUCAAGCACAACAGCGCCUCGCGGCACCACCUCUGGGACGGGCGCUCCUUCGAGGACGUCGUCGCCCCACACCGCGCCUAGGCGGUCGCCGGCGUCGUGCCCGCCCCGACGAGCUACGGCUAUGUGCUCUUCCGCCGCGGCGAGGCGUGGUCCACCCGUGAAACCAUGGGCGCGCGGAUGA